AUUGGACACGUCCCCUUUAAUAUGUCUGCAUCUGUUUGAACAGUGUUUCUUAUUUGAAUAAAAUUUGGUUACAUUUUUCGUAUUUCGAGUUUCAAGUGCAUCAUUGUGUCCUAUAAAGAGCUCCACACAGGACAAAAGAGGAGGCACACAGUGACAUCAUUGUCUUGGCCUCUGGGUGGAAAACAAGAGAUUGAAAGGGAAUAGGGACUGUUUUGAAACCAUGGAAUAAAGAAAACUGCACAAGCCCCGGAGCCUCGGGCGAACACUGUGCAGCCUCCACACCCACUGCAGGAAUUCAGAGCAGCCGGUUUCCCUCGGUGGUUAGUCAGCUCAGCUCCAUUCUGCUCCUCGAGCAUGGACAGGAGGUUCGAGCUGGCCGGCUUUGGGCUGGCCUGCGCAGGCUGGAUCUGCGCCAUCUUCACCAAGUGCCUGCCCAUGUGGAAUGUGACUGGAACUGUGGACAACACCACGGACACUCUUGCCUUGUACUGGGAUGGCGUUUGGUUGAACUGGCAGGAACUCAACAAAGGGAGCUUGCACUGCAACUUCUACAUGUCUUUGCUGUCCCUGGCUGGCAGCUUUCGCUCUUGGAAUGCCCUGCUUCUGGCCUCUAUCAUUAUGGGAAUCUUCCCUGUGGUGGGCUACUUCGUAGCUUUUGUGUGGUUUCCUCAACGCGUACAGAUUAAGGCAGCGGCCGGGGUGGUCUUUGUCUUGAUGGGGCUGCUGCUGCUGGUGGUUAUAUCCUGGGCUACACACGCCACUUACAGUGAACUGGACACCGCCACCCACCUGACCAAGGGCUGGGGACCAGCUUUGUACUCGGGAUGGACGGGAACGGUGUUGCUGCUGACUGGGGGAGGAGGACUUAGUGCCUUUUGCUGUAAAGCACCCCCACAGGAACAAAGAGGACCCACAGGGCCGGAGGCAGACGACCCAUUCUUGGCAAUACACAGUGCUGCGUUCAAUUCAAGCCCGUACAGACAGACUACAAGACCUAUUUGAAAAACCUGCCGUAAAGACAAAAACACUGUAUACUUCCGAUGGAAUUUUUUACUUAUGGAACUUUAGACUAAUAUAAGACGGCUGAAAAUUUCAGCUGAAGCUGCUUUGAAAGCAACAACUUCUCAAACUUUCUGCACAUUUAAAGGGUUAAGAUGUAAACAGAGUGGUUCAGAGUGGUUUGGUGUGAAAUGCUCUGUUCUAGAGAAACUUACAGAGUCAGAAUCGU
Colossoma macropomum (tambaqui) is the source of this 1228-nucleotide messenger RNA. Its product is annotated as claudin-4-like. Gene Ontology annotation, biological process: cell adhesion; bicellular tight junction assembly. The transcript has a single exon. Lineage: Eukaryota; Metazoa; Chordata; Actinopteri; Characiformes; Serrasalmidae. Gene Ontology annotation, cellular component: bicellular tight junction; plasma membrane. The coding region runs from base 355 to 1002 and encodes 215 amino acids. Gene Ontology annotation, molecular function: structural molecule activity. The record is from RefSeq and is a predicted model, not a curated record.